AUGUCUUCUGAAUUUCUUCGAAUGUUAAACACUUCGGAUUAUUCAUCCGUAAUAUCAAUGAACAUAUUUGUCGCAUUGCUAUGUGCUUGCAUAGUCCUUGGUCAUCUUCUCGAGGAUAAUCGCUGGAUUAACGAAUCUAUCACAGCUCUUUUGAUAGGUCUUUGCACUGGCGAGGUUAUUUUGUUGAUAAGUCGCGGAAAAAGCUCGCAUCUUCUUGUUUUCAGUGAAGAUCUUUUUUUCAUAUACCUUCUUCCUCCAAUCAUAUUCAAUGCCGGGUUUCAGGUGAAAAAGAAACGGUUUUUUGUUAAUUUCAUGACAAUCAUGAUGUUUGGUGCGAUUGGUACAUUGAUAAGUUGUAUCAUCAUAAGUUUUGGUGCGUUACAAAUUUUUAAGAGACUGGGUUUCCAUGAACUCGAUCUAGGAGAUGCUAUAGCAAUUGGUGCAAUAUUUGGCGCGACAGAUUCAGUGUGCACAUUGCAGGUGUUAAACCAGGAUGAGACACCUUUACUAUACAGCCUUGUAUUUGGCGAGGGCGUUGUGAAUGAUGCUACUUCAGUCGUGCUUUUCAACGCAAUCAAAAGUUUUGAUCUUGCACGAUUCGACCAUGGAAUUGCCUUGCAAUUUUUCGGCAACUUCUUUUAUUUGUUUAUAGCAAGCACCAUGCUUGGAGUUUUGGGUGGUCUACUUAGUGCUUACAUUAUCAAAAAGCUCUAUUUUGGAAGGCACUCAACUGAUCGCGAAGUUGCUCUCAUGAUGCUAAUGGCAUACCUUACCUAUAUUCUAGCUGAAUUAUGGUAUCUGAGUGGCAUUCUCACUGUAUUCUUUUGUGGAAUUGUAAUGUCUCAUUAUACAUGGCAUAAUGUGACUGAGUGCUCAAGAAUCACUACCAAACAUUCAUUUGCAACCAUGUCAUUUGUUGCCGAGACGUUUCUCUUUCUCUAUGUUGGUAUGGAUGCCUUGGACAUGGAAAAAUGGAGAUUCGUUAGUGAUAGACCUGGAACAUCUGUUGUUGUAAGUUCAGUAUUAUUAGCUCUAGUUCUCAUUGGAAGAGCAGCAUUUGUUUUUCCCUUAUCAUUCUUAUCCAACUUAACAAAAAAGUCAGAAAACGAGAAAAUAAGCUUUAGGCAACAGGUGAUUAUUUGGUGGGCUGGUCUUAUGAGAGGUGCUGUUUCAAUGGCACUUGCCUACAAUCAGUUUACUAUGUCGGGGCAUACUCAACUUCAAUUCAACGCUAUCAUGAUCACAAGUACCAUCACUGUCGUGCUUGUCAGUACAAUGGUGUUUGGCAUGAUGACUAAGCCAUUAAUAAGGUUUUUGCUUCCACUCGGUCCCGUUCCAAAACGGAAAAACAGCAAGGAGAAUCUUGAUGGCAUUUCACCGAAAUCAGUCACAGUGCCAUUCCUUGGAGAUAAUCAAGGUUCUGAUGUUGAUGUUGAUAUUGAUGGCAAUGAUUUCCACCGUCUAAGCAGCAUUCGUGAUUUACUCACCACUCCAACAUACACCGCUCAUCGGUUAUGGCGUAAGUUUGAUGAUGCAAUAAUGCGCCCGGUUUUUGGUGGUAGGGGUUUUGUUCCUGUUAGCCAACCACAGUGA
Lathyrus sativus (Indian pea) is the source of this 1593-nucleotide messenger RNA. Lineage: Eukaryota; Viridiplantae; Streptophyta; Magnoliopsida; Fabales; Fabaceae. The record is from the annotation of a GenBank genome assembly.